AAGUUAUUAGAAAGAAGAUAAUGAAAUAUUUUGUUUGUACUACACUUGUUCUAUUUGCAAUAUUUUUGUCAUGGACACAAGGCUUUAAAUUGGUCUGUUAUUAUGAUAUAACCAGUUCAGGUAGAGUGGGUCCUGCAAAAUUAACCUCUAAAGAAAUGGAACUUGCUUUAAGUUUUUGUACCCACAUUGUUUACAAUUAUGUGACGAUAACAAAUGAAUUGUGCCUGACAGUUCAAGCACCCGAGCGGCAAAAGGAGUUGGCCAAUGUGAUAAAUUUCAAAAAGAAAUAUCCGAAAGUUAAGUUUCUUUUCAGCAUUAGCGGUGCAAAUAAUUGGAAAACUACAAAUAGUUUUUUUGAAAUCUUGGAACAUGGACGCGCCAAGAAAAUGUUUAUUAAAUCUAUUAUAGAGAUCUUAACUAAAUAUAAAUUUGAUGGCAUAAGUUUGGAUAUCCCCUUACUCACACAGCAGCCAAUACAGACUUGCACAUAUUUCGGUAAGAUGUGGCAAAAAGUUAUACAUUUUUUUAAAAGAAAGCCUGAGAAAGAUUCUAAAGCUAUGGAACACAAAAAUCAGCUAACAACUUUGAUACAGCAAAUCAGCUCACAUUUGAGGGAACGCAAUGCUAUAUUGGCUUUAAACGUAUUGCCCAAUGUUGAUUUCAAAAAAUAUUAUGAUAUCGCUGAGAUUAUAAAAAAUUUGGACUUUGUAAUACUCUCAGCCUUUGAUUUUUAUACACCUAAACGUAAUCCCAAAGAGGCUGAUCUCAUGGCACCCACAAAACCUUUGGAGACAAAUGACAAUUAUCUACCUUUGGGAAAUCUUUAUAAAUACGGGAAUUCGAAACAAGUAUCGCGCUUCAAUUACAAUCGUUUGCCUUUAACAAAUAUUAAAGAUCUUUAUAAAUACUGGCAUUCACAAGAUGUACCACGCCACAAAAUCGUUAUUGGUGUUGCUGCGUAUGGUCGUGCCUGGAAAAUGACAAAAGACUCUAAUAUAAAUGGUGUCCCACCGAUUUUCUAUACCGAUGGUCCGGCUGCCGCUGGUCCACAAACACAAAGGCCUGGUUUCCUGUCGUGGCCGGAAAUAUGUGAAAAGUUGUUAAGAGAUCCUAAGUUAAGACGUGUUACUGAUCGUAAAGCUAAAUCUGGAGUCUACGCUUUUCGACCAGCUGAUAGUAGAGGUAAUUAUGGCAUUUGGAUUAGUUAUGAGGAUCAUAUAACGGCUGCUGCUAAAGCAGAGUAUAUACGCAAUCACAACUUGGGUGGUGUGGCCUUAUUCGAUUUGAGUUUGGAUGAUAUCCAUGGUGUGUGUGGUGGCGAAAAGUUCCCCAUAUUGAGAUCGAUUAAUUUUAGAUUAUCUAGAUCUCUUACCUAAGACUUAUUUAUGGUAGAAAUUUUAUAAUAAAAACUACUUAAUGUUUUAUUUAAA
This is a messenger RNA of Calliphora vicina (urban bluebottle blowfly), 1430 nucleotides long. RefSeq names its product chitinase-like protein Idgf3. Gene Ontology annotation, molecular function: chitinase activity; chitin binding. The record is from RefSeq and is a predicted model, not a curated record. The transcript has 3 exons. Lineage: Eukaryota; Metazoa; Arthropoda; Insecta; Diptera; Calliphoridae. Gene Ontology annotation, cellular component: extracellular region. The coding region runs from base 21 to 1376 and encodes 451 amino acids. Gene Ontology annotation, biological process: chitin catabolic process; carbohydrate metabolic process.